Molecule: messenger RNA, 3525 nt
Organism: Scophthalmus maximus (turbot)
Lineage: Eukaryota; Metazoa; Chordata; Actinopteri; Pleuronectiformes; Scophthalmidae
Gene: il17ra1a
Product: interleukin 17 receptor A1a
Exons: 11
Coding region: 118-2697 (859 amino acids)
Molecular function (GO): interleukin-17 receptor activity
Source: RefSeq, a predicted model, not a curated record
GUAUUGAUGUCGCUGGCUCCGCUCAGAGCAGUCGUCCCUAUUCCCAGGCGACGUGAACGCAGCACGAGGUAACUUCCUGGCAGCAGGUAGUUGCCGCGAGCAGGAAGUUGUUCAUGAAUGCGCAGCGGCUUCCGGGCGCACGGCGCGGCCACUCACGAGUCCCCCGCGAGCUCGCGGCGCUUCUGGAGAUGGUGUGAUAUCCUUCUUUCAUGGCGGAAGGCUCUUCUUCCACCUGAGAGUAGGAGAAACAAGGCGACGGCCAUGAUCCUCCGAGCGGUCGUCGUUGUGCUGUGUGCGUCGCUCGCGUCCCCGCUGCGGGUGCUGAGCCCCCUGCGCUGCCCGCGACAGGAUUUGAGGUGCACCGUCCACACAAGUAACUGUCUGGACACUAGCUGGCUGGACGUGAACAAGUACACUCCCAGCAGACCGGAGGAGCUGCAGGUGUCUGUGGACACCCGGCGGGACGAGGCGGGACGCCUGCUGCCUGUCCUCGGCGCCAACUGGACGCUAACGGAUGACGGCAGCAUCAGUUUCCUGAAGGCCACGGAGCUGCACGUCCUGGUGAUGUCCACCAAUCUGAACCUGUGUGUUCGAUAUACUUUCAAAGACACGCUCACAAUGAGAAGUCCAACCGGGGAAAAGUGGUUGUUGUCCGCAAACAUGGUGGUGCUGGAGCCCGGUCACAGAUACCAGGUCUCCGUGGUGAACAUCCCCAAACCUGAGAUUGGCCACAGCGGCUACGACGUCAGCAAGGAGCUCAUUGUUCCUGGUUGUCAAGAUGCCACAAUGCAGAUGACCCAGUUUUGCGUGGAGAGAGGAAGUCUAUGGCAGGCGAACAUAAGUCUGGCUAAAGUCCCCGCGGUGGAGGGCGGGUCUGCGCUGGCGGUCAGCUUCAGUCCUGACAGACUCUGCGAGGAGUACAUGGUCAUUGUUCGCUGCUCCGCUGUUCAUCAGCACGUAGACCGUGUAUACAAGGCCAACCACACAACUCUGAAUGUGACAUUCAGCCUUAGUAAAUGGCCCACAUCCUGCUGCCAGUUCGACGUCGAGGUCAAACCGAUUUUCCCACAAUGUGGCCAGGACUGUGCCCGGCAAGGGAGAACUCAGGAUAUUUGUCAUGUAAAUCCACCAGACAAGCAGGAUGUUCCUUUGUACACAUUCGUCACCCUGGGAGUGGUGUUAAUGUGUGUAGUGAUGACAAUUGUUAUGUGCGUGCUUUGCAGGAAGCCAGGCAAAAUUGUCGCUGCAGCACCUGUGCAGGGUGACAAACUGCCACAGCAGCAGCUUAAACAACCUCCCAAAGUGCUGGUCAUCUACUCUCAGGACCACUACCUCUACAGGGACAUAGUGCUCAAGCUCUGCGCCUUCCUCCAGAUCAAGUGUGGCACCAAGGUGCUGGUGGAUUUGCUAGACUCCACCUCGGUUGGCUUGGUGGGUCGCCUCCGCUGGCUCGAGUGGCAACGGCAACAGCUGAAAAAUCCCUCUGACAAAAUCCUGGUCCUGUGCUCGCAAGGCGUCCAGGCAAAGUGGAGGGCCUUGUGCGGUCAAGGCCGGGUAACACUGAGGGAGGACCUUGUCUCCCCCACAGACGACAUGCUCACCCCCUUUCUCCACCUUUUCCUACCAGACAUGCACCAGGCGGGCAUGCUGGGCAAGUACAUGGUGGCGUACUUCGACGACGUCAGCAGCAAACAAGACAUACCAUCGGUUUUUGACAUCACAGUCAAAUAUAAGCUGAUGAAACACUUCGAAGAGCUGUACUUCCGCAUUGUGGACAUUGAAAAGUAUCAGCCGGAUCAGGUCAACCACAUUCCAGGCAUCGGAGGGGACGAAUAUUUCAAUUGUCCCUCAGGCAAAGCCCUGAAGAAUGCCAUCGAAACUUUCCAGGCCUACCAGUUGGAAAAUCCUGACUGGUUUGAGAAGGAGUGUGUGGAUUGUGAGGAGGAGGUCAUGACUGAGGCCAACCUUCUGAUUGACAAGCUGCAUAUCCCUCCAGUCCUAAAGUGUGUCCCUCAAAUCAGAGAUGGCCCUCCUGUCUACAUCCAUGAGGUAGAAAUCACAGAAAAUUGUAACAGUGUUCAUGUCCUUACACCUGAACUCAACCCACCGCACCCCCUGUCGUCAGUGGUAGAAGUGACACCAGAAGUAAACCUUGAGUACAACUAUCAGCAUCCAUCGAACCUGGAGGACGUGUUGACCGAUCACAUGUACCCUCACAGCCCCAGACCGGAAUCUGUCUACAUAGUUGAACCUGUUUUAAACAAGCCUCUAUCACCAAGACAGAAGUGGCUCGCCCUUGAGGAACAACCACUGGGCCAAGUUCCCACUGAGGAUGAUGAAGAAGAUUCAUUGGUGCCAACAAGCCAACUCUCUGCUCAUUUGGACUUGAGAGGCUCGGACCUACAGAAUUUCCCUGACUCAAAUCCUCAAGAAUCCUCAUGUGCAGACAUGCAGAGUGAAUAUUUCCCUCCAUCUGAAGUCAGCUUGUCCCUGCCAGUGAAGAUGGAUGACAAUGAGUUUCUGGGCCCUAGUCGAAAGGGUCCAAACAGUGGAUCUGAUCAAGGGUAUAUCUCUAAAAUGUCCUCCCAGCACGAAUCCCCCUUCAAAGAGGAUCCACUGGUGGCUCUAGCAAGGCUGCAGGAGGAGCUGUUUCAGCAAGAUCUCACAUACUCUGACAUGGGUCCUGAAGGCAACUGAUGCUCAUUGUCCAAAGUCCACCUGCAGCAAUAGGUGCCAAACGCUCCCAAUUUAAAGCGACAUUACCUUUGUGAUCAUCUUACAUAUAGGAGGGAGCAAGAGCUCCAGACACUACGAGGAAUUGGACAUCGCCAAUCCAGUGCCUAUGGCCAGUGAAGUGUGGGGCUCAUAUAUUAGAGGUUUAUUUACAAGUUUGUUAAAUUCAAUAAUCCAUACAUUACUAAUGUGUCAAUUGCCUUCAUGGAACAAAGAAGUGACUUACACAGGGAUGGGGGAACUGCACAUGUAGACUUGUUGUUGUGGAUGUUGCCCCUUGUGUUGGACCCCAUGGACAUAUUCAUCUGGACUCUGUUUCAUGGUGCCGGCGUCUAGUGGUCACGGGAGUAACUGAAUCUUUAUGAACUUCUCCUUGAGGUUCAGCACUUAGACAGGAGGCUACAAAGCUGGAUAUUCAACCAAGCAGAGAAGGAUCUGCUCAGUGGACCCCAGAUCCUCAGGAGAUUGGGAAGUUCCAGGUUCACAAUCUAGGAAUCUAGUACAACACUUUCUAGUGAAUGGUGCAUGGGAGUCUUAAGAUAACACCUGUGUGCUCACGCAAACCUGAAGCCCCAUCCUGUAGAGAUGUAGCCUGAGAACACUUAGUUGAAAUCUGGUUUUAAGUCCUUUGAUAACUUCUGUUUAUAUUUUGCUAAAAUGGUAUUUUUUACCGCAUAUAUUAGUUUUUAAUCAAGACUCAUACUGAAUCUAACAGCACUUGUCUUUGCUUCAGGGUUAAUGAUUUUUCCUCAGUUAUAAAAAAAGCAUAAUAAACAAACACUUUGUACAGUA